AUGGCACCGUAUAUACAGGAGCCGGACAUGCUGUCUAGCUCCGAGUACUGGGUGGUAGACAGGAGGAUUGUGAUUGCGAUACCCAAUCCCAGCGACCACGUGGACCCACACAGGCUUGCCAUUGAAUCGCCAAAGCAUGGUAUCAGACACUCGUUGAUGGAGGCAACUGCACCGCUUGAUACAGUCCAUGACCUAUCGUUCGGCGUGGAACUAAAGUUCUUGCUCCCUCUCCUUGUCCAGGGUGAACGAGAUCCGGAACCCGAAGACCACCGAAAGGUCAACACGACACGGCUCAGAGACAGCGAAGCCACUCGGCGAGAACAGGUUUAUGAAUGCAUCGCCAAGUCGAUAAGCCAAGCCGGGGAGAAGUCAACCACCAUAUCUCGAAUCACAAAAGAUGCAAGCCAUGAGCGGGCAUUCUGGAAGUCGCACUGGAUCGUCAAGAAAGCUAACUCGGCCGAACCCACACCAGAGCAAGCCAAUCUGGAGGGCUAUGUGUGGCUGUCUGUCGAAGUAAGCUCGCCAUCAUUGCCAGCCAAGGAUGCCGAGACCAGGCAUCGAAUCGAGGCAGUAUUGCGUUCGCUCUUUUCGAACCACCGUCUGGUCGCAAACUACACAUGCGAAGUCCACAUCCACAUCGGACGAACAGACGGACAGUCUUUCAGUCUGAGCACCCUGAAAAGACUAGGAACGCUGCUGUGGAUGGGAGAAGAGCAAAUCCGAAGUAUCAGAAACCCAAGGUCGCCCAACUAUCACAACGUGUAUACUUGGGGGUUCGAGACACGAAAGUAUAGUCGCCUGGCUUUGAGAGCUCAAGAACUAGCACUCCGAGAGCAUGGGUCGGCAUCUCAUCACGACGAUGUGUUUGUCGAGGAUUGGCAGGUGACGGACGUACUCGAAACCCAUCCGGAAAUGCAGACCAAAGACCGAAAGGCUAUCGAGGAGCUGUGGAAAGCAGGAUCCCAUGUUGACCUUGGACGGUUGUUGUCGGGAGAGAAGAAGCCGUAUCGCCGACUUGGUUUCAACUUUAGCGCAUUCGGGCAGGAGGACGAACGGGCACGGAACAACCCUCGGACGAUGGAAUUCCGUAUGAUGGAAGGGACAACCAACAUCAAUUAUAUCCUGGGCUGGUUGUCCAUCUGCAAGGCCUUGGCUGAGGUGGCGGUAGGGAGGUCAGACAGUCGAUACCCCAUGGUGUUGGAUCGGCUGAUAGGACAGCGACACGCCCGGUCACGGUCAGCCGGAGCCCGGCGAGAGACCGUUUCGGAGACGCAAGGGCAGAAUGCGGUCGGGAGUUUCGAGAGAUGA
Sordaria macrospora k-hell is the source of this 1308-nucleotide messenger RNA. RefSeq lists its product as uncharacterized. Lineage: Eukaryota; Fungi; Ascomycota; Sordariomycetes; Sordariales; Sordariaceae. The record is from RefSeq and is a predicted model, not a curated record.